Molecule: messenger RNA, 885 nt
Organism: Ostreobium quekettii
Lineage: Eukaryota; Viridiplantae; Chlorophyta; Ulvophyceae; Bryopsidales; Ostreobiaceae
Source: the annotation of a GenBank genome assembly
AUGUCGAGCGACCCCGCCACGUCGUCCGCGCCAGAGGAGCAGGCCGAAGCGCGUCCGAUCAAGCCCAAGAGCACGCUCGACUCGAACGCGGAGUUUCCCAAAUCAAUCACACUGCAGGACGGGACACAGAUUCCUGUAGGCCUCCCACCUGGCAUCGACCCUGCCCAAGGCAAGCAGGUCCUCGACUUUCUGAAGGCUAACCCAGAGUAUGCCCAACACACCAUGAAGCAGCUCAACAAGAUUCUUCAGAAUCCUGCGAUGGCGCAGCAGAUUUUUCGGAUGCAGGCUAUGACAUCAACCCCGGAGUACCAGGAGCAGAUGGCCGUGCUGAAGGAAGACCCAGAACUGAAGGGUGUGUUCGACGAAAUAAAAAAGGGAGGACCUGAGGCGAUAGACAAGUAUUGGAAUGACAUGGAACUGAUGAGCAAAAUUUCAAAGAAGAUGGCUGCUCUGAAUAUUGGUGCUGAGAAUGACCAGAAACAGGAAGACAUCAAGGUUGACUCUCUGCAUGCCGCUGCAAAGGCUGGCGACACUGAGGCUGUCAAGAAGUUCACUGCUGAAGGGGCAGACGUGAACAAGAAGGACGCCCGUGGAAUCACGCCUCUUGGCGUUGCUAUUGGGUUCAACCGGACAGAUGUGGUCAAGGAGCUACUUGCCAACGGCGCAGACGUGAGCUUAAGGGACAAUCAUGGCAACACUGUUCUGCACUAUGCAGCAGGUUAUGGGCGAGUGGAAUGUGCUGAUAUGCUGCUGAAGGGAGGUGCAGACCCCAAGACAAUGAACAACAACAACCAGACACCGUUGGACGUCGCUGAGCUGAACAGAGAGAAGAAGAUGGUCGAGUUCCUCAAGAAGGUUAUACCCGCCGAGGACAAGUACGUGUGA